AUGCCCCGCUCGCUUCCCUGGCUCGCCAACGAUAACAGGCAAGAUACUCGUCAACGCGACGGCACGCCGACUCCUCGCGCGCGACGACGCAGCCCUCAUACACCAACCAGGAACACUGAAAUUAACGGAAACCAAGUAUCGGCUCCAUGGGAAACCCCAAGGCAUCUGGAUGUUUUGAGAUCCUCGCGAAGUCCCCCGACAUCCCCAGUCUAUGCACCUCCGAUUGAAGAGUAUAUACGAGAAGGAUUUGACAAUGAUGAUAUGUAUAUUAUGGUCGAGGACGAAUUCUACGCCGUCGCGCAGCUAUUUACCAGACAUCUGCACCAAGCCGAAUACGUACGACGAAGGAAAGAGGCAAAAGAACAAAAUGCGUCUGUAAUCAGGAACUUGUCGCGUCCAACGGAUGGAAAAACCGCCAUGAGCAAGGAGGCACUGAAGCGGAAGGAAUCAGAGAAUAUCCACGAACUACAAAGACAAGCCUUGGCUACCCCAAGACGGCCGCGCACAGAUUCCGACGACGUUGAAGAAACCGGGGGUAGUGACCUUGAGGAGGAUCGUGAUGAUGAUCCGUGGUACGGAACUUCGCUACAUACGCUGAUGACUAGUCCGCGAAAGAACAGGUCGCUUGUUGGGCUGGAUGGUAUCAGGUCGCAUACCAGAGCAGCAGCUGGAUAUCGCCCCGAAGUUGCCAGGCAAAGGAGUGACACAUAUCGACCUACUCAAACCACUUCUAGGGAGGAACCUGCUGUUGACCCUGUGGCGAUGUCAUCGUCAGAUGAGGACGAUGAUUUGGAAAUAAUUGAGUCAAGAUCGUCGAGACCGAAUCAUUUACCACAAUCUUCAUUGCGUACUAGGCCGUCUAUUAUCAAAGGAUGGUCUCAGGAGGCGAGUAUAGAUCCAUCAAUUCGUCAACACACUGCUAUGAAUAAAGAUCACAUGAGACCUUCCCUUUCCGAGUCGGCACGGUCCGCUACAAGUGAUCAGCCGCCCACACUCUCGAAAAAGUCACAUAUACAGGAGGUAUACAGUAGCAAUGAUUCAACAUCCACUAGUCCUCGCACAAGUUGCGGCAUGAACUUUACCAAACCCAGAAAGAGAAUCUUACUCGAUGACAUAGACGGUUCGAUUGAAGUAAAGGAAGAAGUUAGGGAACAAAAGUUCUCAAUUCAUAAUAUAAUACAGGGCCAGCCUAGAAGGUCAUUAUCAAAUGCAUCCUCUCAUUCGAGGCACCGUGCUGAGGAUAAUAGCGGAAAGAAAUCGCGUCUCAAUAACGUUCCGACAUUCUUGGUGUGA
Molecule: messenger RNA, 1293 nt
Organism: Talaromyces proteolyticus
Lineage: Eukaryota; Fungi; Ascomycota; Eurotiomycetes; Eurotiales; Trichocomaceae
Exons: 3
Coding region: 1-1293 (430 amino acids)
Source: RefSeq, a predicted model, not a curated record